CACUUACACUGUUAAACCCGUGGCUAACACUACCUCCAACACAAACUCGAACUCCCAGUAUUCGGAACUUCUCAACUGGAAUUGGGACCUGUUUUGAAGCUCUUUUCUAUGGCGGCAUCUCUGUCUUUCACUCGGUUUCUUUUAUUCCCCAGGUGCAAUUCGAGUUGGCCGUGUUAUCCUUCACUUAACUUUAUGCAGCUUCAGGACAUUAGAUUACACAGUAAAUCGGGCAUUGCAGCUGCUUCCAGGAAGAAAGCUGCUGAGAGUUUUGGCGAAGAACCGGCUGAUGAAAAUGGGGCUGUUGUAAAGAAGAAGACAACUAGGAAACGGGCUGGUAGGCCGGCUAGAAAGAAAUCUAUGUCUGAUAUUACGGAGGAGAAGCCUGAAUUGGUGGUAGCUAGUGAUGCCACGAGUGAUGAAAGCAUCAUUUCUGCACUAAGUGAUGAUUCCAAGAAAACACGGCGAAGAACUCGAAAGAAAGCUGUGUCUGCUUCUACUAGCUUGGAGGAAGAGAAAACUGAGACGAAGGUGAGGAGGAGGACCAGGAAGAAAGAUGAUAGAGAUGUCGAAGAUCAGGGCAGUGAAGCAGAAGUUACUGAUCAUGAGGAGUCUCCAUUUAUUGCAAAUGUGGAGGUUGAGAUUGAGGACCUGGAGUUGGGAAUGAUGGAGGGAGAGGAUAUUAGCUACACAUAUGGUUCCCCUCUUGUUUGUUGCUUCGGAGCUGCACAGCAUGCUUUUGUGCCCUCAGGAAGGCCUGCCAACAGACUUAUAGACUAUGAAAUCCAUAAAUCAAUGAAGGAUACACUAUGGGCGCCUGAAAAAUAUUUUAGGGCUCCUGGGGGAUCUGCAGGCAGUGUUGCAAUUGCUCUUGCAAGCUUGGGUGGUAAGGUCGCUUUCAUGGGAAAACUGGGAGAUGAUGACUAUGGUAAGGCCAUGCUAUAUUAUAUGAAUGUGAACAAUGUUCAAACCCGUUCAGUUCACAUUGAUAGUAAAAGAGCGACAGCGAUAUCACAGAUGAAGAUUGGCAAGAGGGGUAACUUGAGAAUGACUUGUGCCAAACCCUGUGCAGAGGAUUCCUUAUCAAAGUCUGAGAUCAAUAUUGACGUGCUAAAGGAGGCAAAGAUGUUCUACGUCAGCACACAUUCCCUGCUUGAUCGAAAUAUGAGAUCGACUACACUGCAGGCUAUCAAGAUCUCAAAGAAACUGGGAGGAGUCCUUUUCUAUGAUGUGAACCUUCCAUUGCCACUAUGGAAGUCUGUCGAAGAGACAAAGAUGUUUAUUCAACAGGUGUGGAAUCUAGCAGAUAUUAUUGAGGUUACUAAGCAAGAGCUUGAGUUCCUAUGUGGGAUCAAGCCAUCGGAGGAAUUCGACACUAAAAAUAAUGCGAGCUCAAAAUUUGUCCAUUAUAAUCCGGAAUUGGUUACACCUCUUUGGCAUGAAAAUCUUAAGGUUUUGUUUGUGACAAAUGGGACUUCUAAGGUACAUUAUUACACUAAGGAGCACAAUGGCGCUGUUAGUGGGAUGGAGGAUGUCCCGAUUACCCCUUUCACUUGCGAUAUGUCAGCAUCAGGGGAUGGCAUUGUUGCAGCUCUCAUGAGAAUGUUGACGGUUCAGCCUGAUCUAAUAACUGACAAAGGAUACAUAGAGCACACAAUCAAGUAUGCAAUUGAAUGUGGGGUCAUAGACCAAUGGCUGCUUGGGCAAGUGCGUGGCUUCCCACCUAAAGAAGAUAUGGAAGAAGAAGUGGUCCCUGAUCCAAAUGGCAUUAGGUCGAUAACGGAAAUGGAAUACCGAACACUAAAGCCUGUAAGUUGAUUAAGGUGAUUGCACUGAUUAAUAUAAUUCACUGUUGCACGGCAUAGACGGAUGGAGAAAAAAAUUCUUCCCCUAUAAGGGGCUCUGCUUGAUUAUUUCCUUCCUAAACUGGUGGGGGAUUCUGGACGUUGCUAAUAACACCAAUUUUGUAUUGUACGGAUCUCAUUUAUGAUCAAAGCCGGAAAGUUGGAAUUCA
Molecule: messenger RNA, 2011 nt
Organism: Juglans microcarpa x Juglans regia
Lineage: Eukaryota; Viridiplantae; Streptophyta; Magnoliopsida; Fagales; Juglandaceae
Product: fructokinase-like 2, chloroplastic
Biological process (GO): etioplast organization; chloroplast organization; plastid transcription
Cellular component (GO): chloroplast nucleoid
Source: RefSeq, a predicted model, not a curated record